UUUCGUUUUUACUCGAUACCCUUUGAUUUUUCACGUGUCCUUCCCCCUUCCCUCUGUUUUUUCUAUUUGCUCUCUCUAUAUCUCUCUCUCUCUCUCUCUCUCUGUGUUUGUGUGUGUCGCCGUUUCGUUUUGUUUUUGUUUUUCAGCGAAACCAUUUCCAGGGACCGUUUCUUAUUUAUUAAGCUUCUUCUCGUGACGGUGCUUCUGGAAUCUGUGCCUCUAUAUAAACCCACCAAAAAACUCAGUUCAGGGCACAAAACACAGAAAGAGAAAGACAGAGAGACAGAGAGAGAGAGAGAGGGUUUUUGGGAUUGUGAGAAUUAUCAGAGAGACAAAAAUGGAGGGAAGAAAGCCAGCCGGGUCGUCGUCUUCUUCCUCCACUUCUGAGCUGCUUGGGUCCAAAGACUCAUCCUCCUCUUCAUCUGGGAUUUUCGGGGCCAUUUUCGCGCCUCCCUUGAACUCCCCAAAGGUGCUCAGCAGGGAAUCUCUGCGUUCUGAACUUACUAGGAAAAAGAUCACUGAUCAGCCGUUGAACUUCCACUCGGCAGAGCCAGGUACUUACUAUAGUGGCAAAGAAGGUGAGGGUCAGAGCACGCGGAAGGAGGACAUGAGUUCCUACUAUGAGGAUCAGAGAGUGCAAUCACCAUGUCAUCUCAGUUCAUCAAUCUAUUAUGGUGGGCAAGACAUCUAUAAUUAUCCCCAGAAUAGCCAGAACACUGGAAUUAACUCUACGUUCAAGAAAGAUGGGACUGACGACGAUGGCACUGCUUGCAGAGGAAACUGGUGGCAAGGGUCUCUCUAUUAUUGAGUCUCUUGCCAUCCUCAUCCAGGCAUAAUAGGAAAUAGAUCGAGUAGUAGCAGCAGCAGAUCGUUGUGGAAGCUGGUUUCUUUUCUUUUCCUCCGGUCAAACAGCGAUCCAUAUGAAACCACAGUUUAAAUGUGUAUGCAUCUUCUUUAGGUUCACUGUAAAGAAAGAUGUAGUACUUUCUCUCCUCUCUCUAUCUCUUUCUCUCUCUACAUGUAAAAUGUUCCGUUUAGUAUAUAUCCUUCAUUUCUCAUAAACUGCUAUCAUGUAAUGUAGUUGGAGAUUUGGAUACGUAGUUACUACAGUUAUGCUCAUCUCUGUAUGGUUGAACUUUUAAUGUCAAGGCUUGGAUGAAUGGUUUUUCGGCUCUCUUC
Messenger RNA from Rosa chinensis, 1179 nucleotides. RefSeq lists its product as uncharacterized. The coding region runs from base 338 to 808 and encodes 156 amino acids. The transcript is spliced from 6 exons. The record is from RefSeq and is a predicted model, not a curated record. Lineage: Eukaryota; Viridiplantae; Streptophyta; Magnoliopsida; Rosales; Rosaceae.